UUGCCCCGGGUGUGCUCGCCUUCUGCUUGAGUGGUGCGGGAGAAAUACAGUAUUAUCAGGGAAGCUACGACCACCGUAUAAACAUGGCUUUUUUUAAAAGUGGAACAUAACGCAAUUAAGCAGAAAGAAGAAUAAAUAUUAUAAGGGGGGCUGUAAAGUGCUGGACCCGCCUUUUCCUAUGUUUCCUUUUCCUCAAUAGAUGGUAUCCAGCGAACCGUCUCUGGAAGUGGAAGACGACUACUACUUGCCGAAUAAUAUGAAGGAGAUGAUCGGAGGCUGCUGCGUUUGCUCAGAUGAGAGGGGUUGGGCGGAAAACCCUCUGGUUUACUGUGACGGGCAUGGCUGUAAUGUCGCGGUACAUCAAGCAUGCUAUGGCAUUGUUCAAGUCCCCACUGGCCCCUGGUUUUGUAGAAAAUGUGAAUCCCAGGAGAGAGCAGCUAGGGUGAUUAAGGGGUGGAAGGGAAGAAAGCCCAGUCAGCAGACCCCAGAUGGAGGAGGACGAUCUGCCACCCACCACAAAGAUGCGGAGGACGAGGGACAUGCCAAAAGUUUAAAAACUGUGAAUUCUUGGAGGUGUGAGCUGUGUCCCCACAAGGACGGUGCCCUCAAGAGGACCGACAACGGAGGGUGGGCCCAUGUUGUCUGUGCUCUGUACAUCCCAGAGGUGGAGUUCGCCAACGUGUCAACCAUGGAGCCCAUUGUCCUGCAGUCUGUCCCCCACGAACGCUACAAUAAGACGUGCUACAUAUGCGAGGAGCAAGGCCGCGAGAGCAAGGCCGCGACUGGGGCCUGCAUGACCUGCAACAAACAUGGCUGCCGACAGGCCUUCCAUGUCACGUGUGCCCAGUUCGCUGGGCUACUGUGCGAAGAACAGGGUUCAGACGCAGACAAUGUCAAGUACUGUGGAUACUGCAAAUACCAUUACAGCAAACUGAAACACAAAGAGAGGGACAAACACAAACCCCGGCACAAAAGGUCCUCCGAGCCCUCCUCGUCCGUCGCUGCGGCCUUGACCGUCUCCACGGAGAAGACACAGCAGAGCUACAGCAGCGGCAGCAGCGGAGGCUCAGUGCCCGUCUCCAGCUCCCAGAAGCGGCAGGAGGACGCCGGUGCAGGACGCUUCACCAACGCCAACUUUCAGGAGGUGCCCAGUCACCCUGGGGGCGUGGCCAAGGAUGGCCCGCCCACAGAGGGCAAGAGCUCCGAGGGCAAAGGCAAGAGGACGAGCAGCCACAGCUCGGGCCAGAGGGGGCGCAAGUCUGCCACCAGCAAACCCCCCCUUUCUGCAGCGGUCUCAGCAGCGCCCCCUACUGCUACCACACCUUCCAGCAGCCCGUUUCAGCAAGGUGUGCAUUUGGCUCUGAAGUCCUCGGGCGGUGCGGCGGUGGCUCAGCCCGCUGCGGAGUUCCUCAGCUUCUCCGAGUCGGACCCGCGCAAUGACUCCUCGUACGCGCAGCCGUCCUUCGCGCGCGGCCCCGCCAAGCCGGCCGGAGAGGGCGGCGCCCCCGAGGGAGCCCCGCCUCUGAGCGCCGCCAGCGCGCUGAUGUCGCUGCCGCCGGCCCCCGCCGCCUCCGGGAGCAAGCCGGCGGAGAACUCGCGCUCGGCGUCCUCCUCCGCCGGGUACAAGCGCUCCUCCUCUUCCUCUUCCUCGGCCGCCGCACCCGGCGAGGACGGCGCCAAGGUGAAGAAGAAGCGCGGGAAGUGGAGGAACCGCUACGGGCCCUGCUGGUCCCUGGACCCCACCACCCCCCCGGAGCCCGGCCACCUGCCCCAGCCCGCCUCGGCCGCCCCGGCCCUCCCCUCCGCGAACUCGGCGCCCAGCGCCACCAACCCCAGCGGCGGCGGCGGCGGCCUGGUCCAGAAGUCCCCCUCCCUCCUCAGGAACGGAAGUUUACAGAGCCACAGCGUCAGCUCCUCACCCGCUGGACCAGGUUCCUUCUCCAGCAGUGACGCCCUGGCGCCUCUGAGUGGCAUGGCGAGCAGCUCCGGCGUAACUCUGGGCAGCGCCGAGUUACCCCAGCCGACUCCGGCCGGCCCCUCCCUGCCCAGCACCGUCUGCUCCCACUCCAGCGCAUUGCCCGGAUCUUCCUUCAACCUGGCGCCCCCCCACAUGUUCGGGAACCGGCUGAACCCCAACUCCGCCAUGGCCUCCCUGUUCACCCAGUCGGAGAGCUCCCCGGCAGACCCCGACCUGGGCUUCUCCACUUCAGGAGCGUCGCCAAAAUCGAACCUCUCCCCUCGGUCUCCUGUGAGCGGUCUGCAGAUCCGCUAUGACCCACCUGGGGCAGGUGUCCUGGGUUCGACCGCCAACGGCACAAGCUCAGCGCCCCCAGUGGCCAACAGCAUAGAGCAGCUGCUGGAGAGGCAGUGGAAUGAGGGCCAGCAGUUUCUCCUACAGCAAGGGACCUCUGGGGACUUGCUGGGCAUGCUUAAGUCUCUGCACCAGCUGCAGGUGGAGAACAGGCGGCUGGAGGAACAGAUACGGACUCUGACUGUGAAGAAGGAACGUCUACAGCUGCUGAGUGCCCAGCUUUCCGUUCCUUUCCCACCGGCUAGCUCCGCCUACACCUCCACUGGCUCCUCCUCCUCUUCACCCCGCCCACUCCCCUCCAGCACACACACAGAUGUGUUGAACAGCAGCAAAAGUCCACAGCUGGGCAGCAGCUUCUUACCAGACUCUACACUCCCUCUAGCCAUGCAGGACCCCCCCUCCGGAGGACGCAGCAGCAGCGUCUCCUCCCUCUCCACCCCUCCCUCGCUGGGCCACGACUCCCCGCAGCCCGGCCAGCAGCAGCUACAGGUGAACGGGGUGGUGGGCGGAGCCUUGCAGGCCACGCCCACCGCCACAGCACCCUCCCUUCCCGCCCUCCCUGGGGUUACGGGGCUGAUGGGGGCCAUCCAGGGCGGCCAGCUGGCCAUGAACGGCAUUGUUGGGGCCCUGAAUGGCGUAAUCCAAACCUCUCCCAGCCUGGCGCAGAGCACCACCCCCCUCCCCCACCCCGCCGCCAUGCCUGGAGUGUCCCUCACCCUGCCAAGCUCCCUGGGCAACAGCGGUGCCACACCUGCAAAGACCAGCACGGCAGGCCUGGGACUGAUCUCAGAACAGCAGAGACAGAUCCUCCUCCACCAGCACCAGCUCCAGCAACUCUUCCCCACUCCGGAGCAGCAGACACUUCUCUACCAGCUCAUGCAGCAGCAGCAGCAGCAGCAGCAUCUCUCUUCCUCUCAGCUGCCAAUCAGCAGCCUGCUCCCGGCCGCCCAGGGCGCCAUCGCCGCCAACCCUUUCCUGGCCAUGCACGCUGAGGCCGCUCAGAAAACCGCGAGGCUGGUGGAGAAGGGUGGAGCGGUGGCCGGGCAGGAGAAGAGCUGACGACUCCUCCCCAAAAGCUCCUCUCAGCAGCCGCCAUCUUAGAGCCGAGACUCGAGAUUCCCAGCGGCUGGAGAACACCCUCCCGGAGAGACGUAGAGGAGCCCCAAGCUGCACUGCACAGAAACAGAAUUCCCACUUGGCAGCCUAGGCCAGCAGAGAAGGAGAACCGACGACCAGCCGAGAGUAUCACCGUGGAAAGGGAGGGAGGAAUUGUGUGAACCUAACUCCGGUCGAACCUUGGUCCAGCAGUGGGAGGUGGCGGUAGGCUGGCUUGCGUCUUGCCGGGUCUUUUUGUUGGGGCCACUUGAUUGAACAGCAGUGCAUUCUGGGAUUCCACUUGGGCCAACACGAACACUAUAACUUGACUUAAUCGGCCCUGGUGAAUACAAAUCACGCCCUGUCGAGACAUCAGACUAAAAAUGAGUCUCUGCGAGAUUAGCGUCGCCGAGCACGGCUACCAAGGGUCCUCCAGUUGCAUUUGUCCGGAUCCUUGGCUGAGCAAACUGAUCCUGGUACAGCGGAGGGAGACGACGGAGGCCCACAAUCAGGCGUCUGCCGCCAUGGCCACUGUACUGAGAGCAGUCACUGGGCCUCCUGCCGGUCCAAUGCUGUCUGGCUGACUGUCAAAGACCCUGCCUGCGUUCUCCACCCACUUACACAACGUUUCAGCAUCACUCUGCAGCUCCGACAGUACAAUCAAAUCUGUGUUUCGAUCCGCUUUGCCUCUAUCCAAAAAAAAAGUGCAUUAGGUGUGUAGCAUUAGGUAUGUAGCAGUGCCACAGAAAGCUGACUUUGUCUGUUUUGUCCUCACCCACAAUGUGCACAAGAUUACGUAUUUGUGAAACACCCAGUUUUCCAUUUAUCAUUGAGGUCCUUUGUGUUCCUACUACUGUUUCAAUGGUGAUUUCAAAUUCGUGAUUUCAAGCUCGGGUUGCCUAGCAUACAUUUAUUUGUUUGGCUAGAUCUAGAGGACAAUCUAACUGCGUAAAGAUUUUUGAUAGCGGAGGCUCACUUUGUCCUUGUAAGUGGCUCGUUACAGCCUCAACUGUGUGCAGAGCUGAAUGCAGAUUUUUGGAUUAGAACGAGCCUGGUCAGUUUGGAAUUGCACAGUUUUACCUCGUUUGUGUAAAUAUGCGUUUCUUUCUCCUUGGUGUUGUGAUGCCACCUCAGUUUUUGUUCCAGUUUUUCCUUCAGCCUCACGGGUGACAAACUGGACACAAAGUAUUUAUUUUUAAAUAUGCAGGGAAAUCUUUUUAGAAAUCUUGCACCGUGUUCUUGACGGUGCACAUUUUGUAAUUUUUUUUUUCUUUUUUGGCAACAACUUUUCCCUUCUUUGUACAGCAUUUGACAAAUCUCAAAAAAAUUUCUAUUUCAGAAUAGCACCAAAACUGUUAUUUAUGUCUGAAGAAAAAUGUGAUUUAUACAGCUUGUAGCAAGAACCUGUUAUAUAUGGAAUCAACUUUGUAGUGUAAAGCAAUGGUUUCAAAAGUUCUAAAUUAAAGAUGAUUUACAUUACUUUAGCACUGUCGAGUUUGCUCUUUACACUGCAGGGUAAAACUUUCCUACCUCCUUCCUACUUGAAACUUGAGCCCUCGGUGUCGUGUGUCUGCUGAAGUUUGAACAGUUCUGCUUUGAUCCCCAUCACUCUGAAUUUUAUACUUCUGACUACUGAAGUACUGUGCGUACAGGACUGAAACUGCUAGGUCCUCUGAGUUUAAAAAAAAAACAGAAGCCCUUUCGAAGGCAACUUCUCAUAUUUCUAAUAUUCUGUGACCAGCAGUGAAGACUCCAAAUGUAAAAUGUACAUGAAAUGUGUUUAUUUUAGAAACAGAAGGACACAAAGCAUUUUUGGUUGCUAAAUAAAAUGUUUUCCAAGUUA
Messenger RNA from Anguilla anguilla (European eel), 5249 nucleotides. Its product is annotated as protein AF-10-like. The record is from RefSeq and is a predicted model, not a curated record. Gene Ontology annotation, cellular component: nucleus. The coding region runs from base 200 to 3370 and encodes 1056 amino acids. Gene Ontology annotation, biological process: regulation of transcription by RNA polymerase II. The transcript is spliced from 21 exons. NCBI's taxonomy places the organism in Eukaryota, Metazoa, Chordata, Actinopteri, Anguilliformes, Anguillidae. Gene Ontology annotation, molecular function: nucleosome binding; histone binding.